CGCGGCUCGGAAGGCCCAACUGGAGGGCGGGGACUGCUGCGGCUGCCUUGGGAACGGCGCCGCCUCUACUCGGCUACCCCUUGCUGAGCGGUCUUGUGAAGCCGCUCGGUGGGUUAGGCAGCCCGGGGUCGCUUAGCGACCGAGGAGGCGACCGCCAUCCUUUCCCCCUGCAGGGCCGCGAACACCCGAAGACGAAACAGAGCUGUGGACGCCAGACCAUCUGCCCACCAGCGCAGCACGGGUACAGAAAGGGGGCGCGGACAGGGGAGGGGGAAGCCCCACAGGCACCGAGUGACUCCCAGAUUGGAGAAUUGGUGACCGCGAAGCAGAGGAAGGAGCGCUUCGGUGGCCCUGCUGCGCCAAGGGAAGAGGUCAUCAAAGCUGAAUACGAACUUGAAUUCUGUGCGGCUGAUUGCAGAGCUGUUCCUACUGAGAUUCAAGGCAAGCACAGCCUAGAACAUUGCUUUGAGGAUUUCUGCAGAUAAGAGUUUUCUAAAAAGCCUGAGCAUCUUGUUUUAUUUAGAUAUUCUACUGUACUCAGUCAUGGCUAGCAUCAUUGCACGACUGGGUAACAGCCGUCAGCAGAACACAUCCUUGCCUCCUUGGGCCCAUUCCAUGUUGAGGUCAUUGGGAAGGAGUCUCAGUCCUCUAGUGGUCAACAUGGCAGAGAGAAACAUGAAGUUGUUCUCAGGGAGAGUAGUGCCAGCCCAGGGGGAAGAGACCUUUGAAAACUGGCUGAUCCAAGUCAAUGGGGUCCUGCCAGAUUGGAAUAUGUCUGAGGAGGAGAAGCUCAAGCGUUUGAUGAAAACCCUUAGGGGCCCUGCCCGGGAGGUUAUGCGUUUGCUUCAGGCAGCCAACCCCAACUUAAGUGUAGCAGAUUUCUUGAGGGCAAUGAAAUUGGUGUUUGGGGAGUCUGAAUGCAGUGUGACUGCCCAUGGUAAAUUCUUUAACACCCUACAGGCGCAAGGGGAGAAAGCCUCCCUUUAUGUGAUCCGUUUAGAGGUGCAGCUCCAGAAUGCUAUUCAGGCAGGCAUCCUAGCUGAAAAAGAUGCCAACCAGACCCGCCUGCAACAGCUCCUUUUAGGGGCUGAGCUGAAUAGGGACUUGCACUUCAGGCUUCAGCAUCUUCUCAGAAUGUAUGCAAAUGAGCAGGAGCGCCUUCCCAAUUUCCUAGAGUUAAUCAAGAUGAUAAGGGAGGAAGAGGAUUGGGAUGACACUUUUAUUAAACCAAAGCGGCCCAAAAGGUCUGAACCAAUAAUGGAGAGGGCAACCAGCCCUGUAGCAUUUCAGGGGCCCCAGCCAAUAGCAAUUGCCAGUGCUGACUGCAACUGUAAUGUGAUAGAGAUAGAUGAUACCCUCGAUGAUUCAGAUGAGGAUGUGAUCUUGGUGGAGUCUCAGGACCCUUCACUGGCAUCCACAGGUGCCUCUCCCGUCACAGAGAGAGCCAGACCUCAUGAUCAAGUGCUGAUUAUUGAUUCCCCCAAUGAUUCUGGGGCUCAGUUUCCUUCUACCAGUGGUGGUUCUGUGCAUAAAGAUGGUUAUCCUGGUGAUAUGCGUAGAGCCAGGAAGCGAAAAUACACAAUCCACUGUUCAUAUUGUGGCAAAGAGGGCCACUCAAAAGAAACCUGUGACAAUGAGAACAACAAGGCCCAGGUUUUUGAGAAUCUGAUCAUCACCCUGCAGGAGCUGACACAUACAGAGGGGAAAUCAAAAGAGGAUCCUGGAGGACACCAUGACCAAUCAGGGGCACAGUAAGGUGAUAGAACCACCCCUAAAUAAAACCUUAACUAUAUUCAGAGUCUGGAAAUGGGAAAAAUGGGGUUGGGGCUCUAACUGCUGAAUUAAUCCACAAAGCAGUUCUCUUUUGAGAAGAUGUCUAGCAUAUAAGCAGUGUAAGGGGAGGGGUUAGUCUGACCUCUGUCUCUGCUAAUUCCUGUGCCCACCUAAGUGUCUUUUCUCUGUGUUUAUUGGUGACUUUAUUCUUUUCUGAAAAGAGUGUCUUUUGUUAAAUCUUUAAAAAAUAGAGGAAAAUACAAAAAUUAAAGUACAAAUUACCUGAACUCUCCACCCUUCCGUAACCAUUGUUAGGCCUUUGCUGAAUGUCAUUCCAGACAGUUCUCUGUACCUGUGUACCCAGAUAGCUGUGUAUGUAUAGAUAAAAGUGAUCAAAUAUAAGUGCUGUUCUGUGUAUUUUUUCACCAAACAAUGUAUCCUGUGGACUUCUAUGUCAAUGAAUAUAUAUAUAUAU
Molecule: messenger RNA, 2248 nt
Organism: Nycticebus coucang (slow loris)
Lineage: Eukaryota; Metazoa; Chordata; Mammalia; Primates; Lorisidae
Gene: ZCCHC18
Product: zinc finger CCHC-type containing 18
Exons: 3
Coding region: 544-1755 (403 amino acids)
Cellular component (GO): nucleus
Source: RefSeq, a predicted model, not a curated record